Cylicocyclus nassatus is the source of this 558-nucleotide messenger RNA. NCBI's taxonomy places the organism in Eukaryota, Metazoa, Nematoda, Chromadorea, Rhabditida, Strongylidae. The record is from the annotation of a GenBank genome assembly.
AGGCAUGAAGGCACCUAUCUUUCAAGGAAGCACAGAAGCCCUUCCAAACGACAAAAGUCACAGACUUCGAAUUCGCUUAGAACUUUGGGUGUGGAGCUUACCUGACAUGCCGAUUACAGAAGAAGCCCACAGUCUACGAAAUAAGGCUGCUGCCCGGCUUCUCAAUCUUUCCAACCAAAGUGCUUCGCUUGGCGUUUUUGAAACAACUGUGUACACGAGAAUCUCAUUUCACUUAACGGAAGUUAUCAAAAAUAUCACGAAUCUCGCUUUCGAAGGUUCUCACUCUCUCGCACUAGUGGCAUUGCAGCUUCGCAGUAUAGCGGAUGUGGUGGGAAAAUGCCAGUUCGUGCGUUGUGAGAUAGUGGAAUUAGUGGGACGGUGCAUCCAAAUUGGUAUUUGCUUAAGCAUUAUUCACUCAUCCGCCACUUACUGAUUAUUUCUCAAAUGGUACAGCCGAAUACCAUAUUGUGCCAUAUACUCCUGACUUACUCUGCUAUCUUGGACAUAAUUCCCUAGAAGCCAUCACUCGCAUUUAUUGCUUGUUGUUGCACAUAUUCA